Messenger RNA from Gavia stellata (red-throated loon), 4866 nucleotides. It is a transcript of the gene ZNF827, whose product is annotated as zinc finger protein 827. Gene Ontology annotation, molecular function: DNA-binding transcription factor activity, RNA polymerase II-specific; RNA polymerase II transcription regulatory region sequence-specific DNA binding. The transcript has 14 exons. NCBI's taxonomy places the organism in Eukaryota, Metazoa, Chordata, Aves, Gaviiformes, Gaviidae. Gene Ontology annotation, biological process: regulation of transcription by RNA polymerase II. Bases 1 to 4071 code for a protein of 1356 amino acids. Gene Ontology annotation, cellular component: nucleus. The record is from RefSeq and is a predicted model, not a curated record.
AUGAUUUUGCCUUCAAAGAAAGACUUAUUCAUUUUCAAAAAACCUUUUCCUGGUCACUCAGUCCAGGCUGAUGCCAAGUCCAUGCACUCCAGGGGGAUGUUAGAUGGUACCAGACAGGAAGAAGUGGAAGGUGAACUCAGUGAAGAAGAGCGCUGGUUUGGAAAUUCUUCAGAAACUCCUUCAGAAGCGUCAUAUGGCGAAGUCCAGGAGAACUUUAAGUUGUCUCUUGAGGACAGGAUCCAAGAGCAGUCCACUUCCCCAGAUACUUCUUUGGGAAGUGCAACUCCUAGCAGUAACACAGUGGAGCUGGGAUCCAUUGAAAAUGAGGCACUAAGAGACACAUUACAGAGCAAAGAGCACCUUUCUCCUGAUGUGUCAUCUCUGUGUGAAGAAGAACCUCCUGGUCCAAAUAAGCCACUGAGUAGUAACCUGAGGCGGCUACUGGAGGCUGGCUCCCUCAAGCUGGAUGCUGCUGUUACAGUCAAUGGCAGAGUCGAGUCCCCCGUAAAUCUUGGCUCAAAUAUCUCCUUCUCUCCACCUGCUCAUCAUGCCCAGCAGCUAAGUGUUCUUGCCAGAAAGCUUGCUGAGAAACAGGAACAAAGUGACCAAUACAAUGCAGGUAGUCACUUUAUAUGGAAUCAAGGUAAGUGGUUGCCAAACUCAACCACCACCUGUGGUUUGUCCCCUGAUUCAGCUAUCCUGAAACUGAAAGCUGCAGCCAAUGCUGUUCUGCAGGACAAAUCUCUUUCAAGGACUGAAGACACUAUAAGAUUUGAAUCCUUUUCCUCACCUUUUAGUUCUCAGUCAGCCAGCUCCACGUUAGCAGCUUUAUCUAAGAAAGUGAGUGAAAGAAGCAUGACUCCUGGGCAGGAGCACCUGCCUCCGGCUAGUUCUUUCCUUUCUCUGGCUUCUAUGACCUCUUCAGCUGCCCUUCUCAAGGAGGUUGCUGCAAGGGCUGCAGGCAGCCUGUUGGCUGAGAAGAAGAAAUCACUGGUUGCAGAGGAACCCCUGCAGCUUUCAGAGAUGAAGCAAGAGAAAGCAACUCCACCACAGUCUUUGGAAUUAUUGUUACUGCCAGUCCCUAAGGGAAGAGCGUCCAAACCCACUAGUACAGCCUCAGAAGAAGAGGGAGGAAAACCUUUCCAGUGUCCGAUCUGUGGUUUGGUUAUAAAGAGGAAGAGUUACUGGAAACGGCACAUGGUGAUUCAUACAGGUUUGAAAAGUCAUCAGUGUCCACUCUGUCCAUUUCGCUGUGCACGCAAGGACAAUCUCAAAUCACACAUGAAGGUUCAUCAGCACCAAGACAGGGGUGAGACCUUUCAAUGUCAGCUAUGCCCUUUUACCUCCUCCCGCCACUUUAGCCUGAAACUCCACAUGCGUUGCCAUCAACAUUUCCUCAGGACAGAAUCCAAAGUGAAGGAGGAAAUACCAGAAACUGAGGUGAAGGGUUCACCACAGUUAAAUAGUGACUCCUGCCCGGGACCACAGAGGGAAGGAGGUGGACCUGACCUUACAGGAUCAGCAUCUGUAUCUAAAACACCUGAUGUGGCUGGGCAGCCUAGUGGAGGUAUUCCACCUUUACUAGUGAAAGAAGAGCCCAAAGAUGACAAUGGCAUCUCAGCUGCACCUUUUGCUCUUAGCACUGUUGACAGAGCCCCCAACAACACAAAGCUGAAAGACUCCUCUGACUUUGUGGCUAAUACAGCAUCAGCACUAUUCAGCCAAGACAUCUCGGUGAAGAUGGCAUCAGAUUUUCUUAUGAAGCUAUCAGCUGCAAAUCAAAAAGAGCCAUUGACUCCUAAAUUUAAAGUGAAAGAGGAGCCUAAGGAUGAAGAAACUGCAAGUUCAGCCUUGUCUCAGUCCAGCUAUGUGUUCAGCCAGGAACCCGAAGCCUCAGCUCCAAACAUCCCUGAGGAGAAACUCAAGCCACAGGAAGCACAGGCAAAUGUGAUGAGGCAGGACAUGUCAGUCAAGGCAGCAUCUGAGCUCCUUAUGAAGCUCUCAGCUGAAAGUUACAAAGAAACCCAGAUGGUAAAGAUAAAGGAAGAACCAAUGGAAGUUGACAUUCAUGAUUCGCAGGCUUCAGUGUCACCCAGCCAACCCAGCCAAAAUGUUGGCUACAGCACUUUAUUAGGGCGAGACAUUAGUGAACACAUACAGAAGGCACCAGAAGGUCGUGUGCUCCCAGAAAGAAAUCUAUUCAGCCAAGAUAUAUCAGUGAAGAUGGCAUCCGAGCUGCUCUUCCAGUUAUCAGAAAAGGUGAGCAAAGAGCACAACCACAAUAAAGAUAAUGCCAUCAGAACUACAGCCAGCCCUUUCUUUUCUGAAGACACAUUUAGACAAUCACCAUUCACUUCCAACUCGAAGGAUCUCCUGCCUAAUGAAACUGCCCUUCAUGGAAGGACAUCUGCACCAGAAACAGAAAAGCUGGGGCUGGAAGUGGGAAAUGGAUUACCAUCUUGGAAAUUUAAUGACCAGCUCUUUCCCUGUGACGUGUGUGGAAAAGUGUUUGGUCGACAGCAGACUCUGUCCCGGCAUCUCUCGCUGCACACAGAAGAGAGAAAAUACAAAUGCCACUUGUGCCCCUAUGCUGCUAAGUGCCGUGCUAAUCUGAACCAGCACCUGACCGUCCAUUCUGUGAAGCUGGUGAGUACAGACACGGAGGACAUUGUCAGCGCUGUCACUUCUGAAGGCAGCGAUGGAAAGAAGCACCCUUAUUACUACAGCUGUCAUGUGUGUGGGUUUGAGACGGAGAUGAAUGUCCAGUUUGUCAGUCAUAUGUCCCUCCACGUGGAUAAAGAGCAGUGGAUGUUCUCCAUUUGCUGCACAGCAUGCGACUUUGUCACUAUGGAAGAGGCAGAUAUGAAGGCUCAUGUCAGCAGCAAGCACACAGCUGAAGAGAGGAAGACACCCAGUGAAUCGAACAGUCCAUCUUCGUCUUCGCUGUCAGCACUGAGCGACUCUGCCAACAGCAAAGAGGAGGCAGAUAUAACCCCCAAAAACAAGGGUUCAAACAACCUGCUAGUCAUUUCUGUAGUGCCUGGUAGUCAGACCUCAGUGAACACUGAAGAGAAGUCAGAGAAAGGCUUUGAAUGUGUUUUCUGUAACUUCGUCUGCAAAACAAAAAAUAUGUUUGAGCGCCAUCUGCAAAUCCACCUGAUCACACGGAUGUUUGAGUGUGAUGUGUGCCACAAGUUCAUGAAGACACCUGAACAGUUACUGGAGCACAAGAAAUGCCACACUGUCCCCACCGGUGGGCUCAAGUGCCCAUUCUGCAUCUACUCCACUAACCGCCCCGCAGCAAUGGAGUGCCACCUGAAGACUCACUACAAGAUGGAGUACAAGUGUCGGAUCUGCCAGACAGUGAAAGCAAAUCAGCUGGAGCUGGAGAUGCACAUCCGAGAACACCGCCUUGGCAACCAUUACAAGUGCGACCAGUGUGGCUACCUGUCCAAGACCGCCAACAAGCUGAUUGAACACGUGCGUGUCCACACCGGUGAGCGCCCUUUUCACUGUGACCAGUGCAGCUACAGCUGCAAACGCAAAGACAAUCUCAACUUGCACAAGAAACUGAAGCAUGCUCCGCGCCAGACUUUCAGCUGCGACGAGUGCCUGUUCAAGACUACCCACCCUUUUGUCUUCAGCCGCCACGUGAAGAAGCACCAGAACGGGGACUGCUCCGAAGAGGAGAAGAAGGGCCAGUAUUCAACCUCCAAGGAAGCCAGUCCACUCCUACCAGUGCACAGCUCCAGAAACCUCCUGUCACCCCUCUCAGUUAUGUCUGCCUCCCAGGCUCUGCAAACAGUGGCUAUGUCAGCUGCGCAGGGCAGCGGGGCAGAGCCAAACUUGGCAGUGAAAGCCUUGGCCAUCAACGGCACUUCCCUGUGCUUUGAUAAAUACUGGAACUCGGAGUUUGCCCACCUUAUUCCUUUAACAAUGUUUUUCCCCAAAAACCACUAUGAUCUAACAUUCCAUCCACCCAGACCUCAGACUGCACCGGGAGGUGCCUCUUCACCUAAACACUCCUUCCUUGCCUACCUUGGACUAACAGAAAGGGCAGAAACUGUCUGAGGGCAGUUACAUUCUGUACCAAAAAUACCCCAACAAACCCAGCAGGUAUACAUUGCUGCAAAACGUAGACCGAAAAGGUAAUGAACACUUGUACUAUAUCGUUAGUAAGGUUUAGAAAAUGGCUCUGUGUGUAUACUUAUUGCAUUGACAUGAAAGCUGCUUUAUUAAAUCUUCAGGAGGUGACCUACUGCAUACUUCUACCUUCAGAGGCAUGUUCCCAGUACUCUUAUCUAAGAAACUAUUUUGUCUUGUUAAGCUGAAGAAGAGUGUCCUUAAUGGCAAUCAGCACUUGUAAGAUUACAUAUUGAUGCAUUUUAUUUUUGGGCUUUGUGUGCGUGCGGGUGCGUGAAGGAGAGUCUGCCUGUAGCGUGCCAUGACAUUGCUUUUGCACAUCCCUUGUAUUGGCUUAUUUAAUUACUAUUCUUUUCCCCUUUUCACACACUUGCUCCCUCCCUUCCCUCCAUCUCCCCCUGAACUGUAGAGUUGUGGAAGGAGUAACGCCUGGUUCAGGGUGGAUUGAUGUAUUAUUUCGGUGCUGUUUUGAUGCCUUGUACUCAGUUGUCAAGGUUUGAGGAUUUGGGGUAGAACUGAUGAGGAAAAAGUUGCUUUCAGCACUGCAGAAUGAGAGUGUGACAAUGACAAGCGUGUGUAUGUACACACACACACGCAUGCAUAUUCAGUGUGUGCAGUCUACACACCCACACAGCAGGCCCAAGUCUUAACUGUUACAGAGGUGUAACAAACACCCAUGUCCGGGCCAUAGCAUACAUCUUUUGUUUUAAAAGGGCAUAUAAA